AUGGUUAACGCUAUCUUAUCUAAGAAAAAGAAGUUGGUCGCUGACGGUGUUUUCUACGCCGAAUUAAACGAAUUCUUCACCAGAGAAUUAGCUGAACAAGGUUACGCUGGUGUCGAAGUUAGAAAGACCCCAUCCAAGUUAGAAAUCAUUGUUAAGGCUUCUAACACCCAAGCCGUUUUAGGUGAACAAGGUAGAAGAAUCCAUGAAUUGACUUCUUUAAUCACCAAGAGAUUCAAGUUGUCUCCAGAAGGUGUUGCCAUCUAUGCUGAACGUAUCGAAGAAAGAGCUCUUUCUGCUGCUGUUCAAGCUGAAGCUCUUAAGGCCAAGUUAUUGAGUGGUUUACCAAUCAGAAGAGCUGCUUAUGGUGUUUUAAGAUUCGCUAUGGGUGCUGGUGCCAAGGGUGUUGAAGUUGUCAUCUCCGGUAAAUUGAGAGCUGCUAGAGCCAAGUCUCAAAAGUAUGCUGACGGUUUCAUGAUCCACUCUGGUCAACCAACCAACGAUUUCAUUGACAUUGCUAUCAGACACGUCUUGAUGAGACAAGGUGUUUUAGGUAUCAAGGUUAAGAUUAUGAAGGACCCAGCUACCAACAAGUUCGGUCCAAGAGCUUUACCAGAUGCUGUUAAGAUCGCUGAAGCCAAGGACGAAGAUGAAAUCAUCCCAGCUCCAACUGUCAAGGUUUACAAGCAAGAAAAGGUUGCUGAAGAAGCUGCUGAAGAAGCCCCAGUUGAAGCUUCCGCUUAA
This is a messenger RNA of Spathaspora passalidarum NRRL Y-27907, 741 nucleotides long. It is a transcript of the gene RPS3, whose product is annotated as 40S ribosomal protein uS3. The record is from RefSeq and is a predicted model, not a curated record. Lineage: Eukaryota; Fungi; Ascomycota; Pichiomycetes; Serinales; Debaryomycetaceae. The coding region runs from base 1 to 741 and encodes 246 amino acids. Gene Ontology annotation, cellular component: cytosolic small ribosomal subunit; nucleus. The transcript has a single exon. Gene Ontology annotation, biological process: translation. Gene Ontology annotation, molecular function: structural constituent of ribosome; RNA binding.